Molecule: messenger RNA, 1776 nt
Organism: Phyllopteryx taeniolatus (common seadragon)
Lineage: Eukaryota; Metazoa; Chordata; Actinopteri; Syngnathiformes; Syngnathidae
Gene: kctd4
Product: potassium channel tetramerization domain containing 4
Exons: 1
Coding region: 168-944 (258 amino acids)
Biological process (GO): protein homooligomerization
Molecular function (GO): protein binding
Source: RefSeq, a predicted model, not a curated record
ACAUACUCGUUAUCACUACUCAAGGAGCCGACACAUCACAGUAUCAGAGACUCAUCCUCUCUUAUCUAAAAAGAAAACGAAGAAAACAUUUGAUUAGCGCUGCUCGCGCACAUGCUUACACGCCAGCUCUGAGGAGGCUGGGUCGAAGCUAGAGAGAGUACCUGAGAAUGGAAUGGAAUCUCGGAAGAAUGGAAAGUGAACUGAGACACAUCAACCCAGACCUGCUGCAGCCCAGCAAGAGCUUCAAGAAGCCCACGUCAGGCACUAUCACAAUCAACGUUGGGGGCUUCCUGUACACUGCUCACCGGACCACCCUUGCUAAGCACCAGGGUACCUUUCUGGAAGAGCUAGCCAAUGGUAAGAAACCCGUCCAGCACAUGGAUUCAAUGGGAAACCCAUUCAUCGACAGAGAUGGUCCAGUUUUCCGACAUGUGCUCAACUACCUUCGAACUGGAGAGCUCCAGCUACCUGACGACUUCCGGGAGGCGGGGCUCCUCCGAAAAGAGGCCGAUUUUUACCGUCUGGUUGAACUUGUAGAAGCGGUGGCUGAGUGGGAAAGUCAUAGGGCUGCCCAGCGGGAGCCUGCAUUUUUGGAGAUGACAGAUAGCCAUGAGAGGUCACAAGGUCUCAAGGUGUAUUGCAGUGACGCCACCUUCAUCGAUAAAAUCAAAGGCCGCCUGGUGCAGAUCUCCAAGAGUCGUCUGGAUGGCUUUCCAGAAGAAUUUGAGGUGUCAUCCAAUGUGAUCCAGUUCAGACAUUUCAUCAAGUCGGAGCCUGGCUCGCGACUUGUGCUGAAGGAGGACAGCACAUUCUUGUGCACGCUUGACUGCCUGAAACUAGAGACAGUAAUGCUAGCCUUGAGGUCCGGCUUCAGGCUGGUCACCAGCCUUGACAGCAGCAAAGGCUCCAUUGUGGCAGUUGAAGCUCUGCAUUUUGUCAAAUAGGCUGAAGGGGAGCUAGAGGAAAGAAGAGAGGUCUGAGGCUGAGCGUAAAACAAAGCAGCAGUGCCUGAUUCCAUAUCCGCUCUGCUAACAUUUGGUUUUGGCUUGAAGGUCUUGUAAUAUGUAUCGAGCUGUGAUUUGUCCUUGGUGGAAAAAUACAUGAAAAAGCAGAGUGUGCUUUCACAUGUUGUUCGUAUAUUGAAAUUUCAUUGCGCAAUUUUGGCUCAAAAUCAAAGCAUUUAAUCUGUUCGGAAUACUUUUAGUGCCAUUAUCUGCAGGAAUGCUAUUUUGGUAUCAACUGCCAUUUCUAUUGCAUAUAAUUGAUCUAGGCCAAUUUACUACUUAAAGAGGAUUAGAUUAGUCCUCAUAAGGGCAAUGCAGAUGGCACAGUGACCCCUUCAACAUAAAAGACAAGUGAAAAAGUGAGAUUCUCAACAACUGACAGCUUCACAAGUGGUUUCUCGUCACAUUUACUACUUCUGCUGCUUUUCCAAUAGCUGCAGCCCUUAAAACUAACCAUGAUGUUCACCAUUCUGCCACUCAGCCUUUACUAGUGUGUGUUACAAUACAAUGUGUGUACUUGGUUUAAUAGCUCAUUAUGUACAAAUAGGUUGGCAUCCAAAUCAGAACCAGCAUCUCUCAGUUUCUCUUUUCAUUGCAUUAAGCAUUUAGUGCAAAACAACUGUGACUGUUGUAAGGGCUUUGAAUUGAGCAUGAUUCUUAUGUGCACUUAAUAAAUUUUGUGUUGGUGCUGUGAGCCUCUGUGUAGUCAGUGCAUCAAUCAUGACUAUGUGAAUAUUUUAUGAAUAAAAUUACACUGAAACCCUCAGUGACA